AUGGGCCCGUCGACCGCCGCCAACUCGACCGCGGGCGGCCACACCGCCAUCCGUUGCGCGGACGGGCUGCUGCUGCCCUGCUGGCAGCCGCUCGUCGACGUCGCGCUGACCGAGCGCGUCGGCCGUGGCGUCGUCUAUUUCUGCGCGCUGGCCUAUCUCUUCGUGGGAGUGUCGAUCGUCUCCGAUCGCUUCAUGGCCGCCAUCGAGGUGAUCACUUCGCAGGAGCGCGAGGUGGCUGUGCGUAGGGCCAGCGGAGAGCCGCACAUCGUCGUCGUGCGCAUGUGGAACGAGACGGUGGCCAAUCUGACGCUAAUGGCACUCGGCUCCAGCGCCCCCGAGAUCCUCCUCUCCGUCAUCGAGAUCUACGCGAAGAACUUCGAGGCUGGCGACCUCGGCCCCGGCACCAUCGUCGGCAGCGCCGCCUACAACCUCUUCGUCAUCAUCGCGCUGUGCGUGGGCGUCAUCCCCAAGGGCGAGUCUCGAAAGAUCAAGCACCUGGGCGUGUUCUUCGUGACGGCCUCGUGGUCGGUGUUCGCCUACGUGUGGCUCUACCUCAUCCUGUGCUUCUUUUCGCCAGGCGUGGUGGACAUUUGGGAGGGGGUCCUCACCUUCUGCUUCUUCCCUUUGACCGUCCUCACGGCCUAUGCGGCAGACAGGAAUAUCCACAGGUACAUCCGCAAGGACUACCGCAUGAACAGACGCGGCGUCAUCGUCCAAGCGGAGGGCGGCGACCGCCUCGAGAUGGGCAACGGCGAGCUGCUGCCCGCCGCCCCCGAGGCCGAGGGCGGUGCGCGCGACGACGACGCCAAGCGCGAGUACGUGGCAACACUGCGCGAGUUGCGCAGGGAGCACCCGCGCGCCGAUCUCGCCGCGCUGGAGAAGAUGGCGCACGAGACGCUGCUGGGAAGAGGGCCCAAGUCGAGAGCGUUCUAUAGGAUCCAGGCGACGAGGAAACUGAUGGGCAGCGGAGAUUUGCUCAGGAGGAUAUCGGAACGCGCGCAGAGCGACCUGAGCGAGAUCAAAGAAGAGCUGCGCCGCGAGUCCGCCGGCGACUGCACAAUCACCGUCAACUGCGAUCCGGCCGCGUGCCGCGUCUUCUUCUCGCCGGCCAAGUACGCGGUGAUGGAGAGCUGCGGCCGCUUCGAGGUGAGCGUCGUGAGGGAGGGCGACGUCGAGGGCGCCGUCGACGUCGAGUACAGGACGGAGGACGGCUCGGCGGUGGCGGACAGCGACUACGUGAGGAGCGAGGGGUGGUUGCAUUUCCAGCCGGGCGACAAGGAAAAGAAGAUAACUUUGGAGGUGAUCGAUGACGACGUGUUCGAGCCGGACGAGCACUUCUACGUGCGCCUAUGUACCGCCCGGCCAUCAGCUGCCGCCCCCGAGGCCCCUGCCUGCCUCCUCGGCUCCCCCGCCAAGGCCACCGUCCUCAUCCUCGACGACGACCACGGCGGCCUCUUCCGCUUCGACAGGCAGAACCACGAGCUGGUCGAGAGCCAGGGACAGUACGAGCUCAAGGUAGUGCGCUGUUCGGGCGCAAGAGGGCGCGUAGUAGUGCCCUUUUGGACAGAGGACGGUACUGCCAAACAGGGCAAGGAGUACGAGAAGAACAAAGGAGAGAUCGUCUUCGAAAACAACGAAUCCGAGUGA
Molecule: messenger RNA, 1647 nt
Organism: Phaedon cochleariae (mustard beetle)
Lineage: Eukaryota; Metazoa; Arthropoda; Insecta; Coleoptera; Chrysomelidae
Source: the annotation of a GenBank genome assembly